AUGGACGUAGACACAUACACUAAUUUAUUGGAAUUAGUAAAACCGUAUAUUACGAAAGAAAAUACUUGUAUGAGAACAGCAAUAUCACCACAUGAAAGGCUGACAGCAACUUUGAGAUUCCUAGCAACUGGCAGAAGUUAUAAGGACCUGGAAUUUACAACAAUAAUGUCCAAACAAUCAUUAAGUGAAAUCGUUCCUGAAACAUGUGAAGCUAUCUAUAAUGUGCUGAGAAAUGUGUACAUGAAGUUUCCGAAGACCGAAGCGGAGUGGUUAGAAGUUGCAACUGAAUUCGAAAGAAAGUGGCGAAAGAGGCAGUUCCCUCAUUGUUUGGGGUCGAUUGAUGGCAAGCAUGUGAAGAUUGUGCCGCCUAAAGGAAGUGGAUCGUAUUACUUCAAUUACAAAAAAACUCACAGUAUUGUUCUUAUGGCAAUAGCUAAUGCGAAUUGCGAAUUUCUAUAUUGUGAUGUAGGCACAAACGGCAGGAUUUCAGAUGGUGGAGUCAUAAAUAAUAACAAAUUUUUUGAAAAGCUCGUUAACAACGAGCUGAGAAUUCCAGGAGCCCGGUGCAUUACAAAUUCAAAGGAAGUUCUAGGAUAUGUCUUUAUUGGUGAUGAAGCCUUUGCUAUGCGUCCAGAGUUACUUAAGCCGUAUCGGCGAGAAGCACUGACCAAGGAGCGAAGAAUUUUCAAUUACCGCCUGUCAAGGGGCAAACUAGACCGUGCCCAGCUAGGGGGUAGCGCAGACGAUGCCGCUAGGUCUAAGAUGAAGGACGUCUCAAAAAGAGAAAAUUUGUUGCUGAAGCUGCUAUAA
Molecule: messenger RNA, 810 nt
Organism: Anoplophora glabripennis (Asian longhorned beetle)
Lineage: Eukaryota; Metazoa; Arthropoda; Insecta; Coleoptera; Cerambycidae
Product: protein ALP1-like
Exons: 3
Coding region: 1-810 (269 amino acids)
Source: RefSeq, a predicted model, not a curated record